CCAAGAUAAUGGUAUUGCAGGGUGAGGAAAUACUGUGGGAGCUUUUAAUUGCAUCCUAGUGAGAGAGGCAUGGACUGACAACGUAUGUGUGUCUCCCAAUCAGUGUAAGUGCAAGUUUCUACUGAUAUUGUAAUAUUUGGCUUGAUAAGUAGUUUGGGGUUAUUAAGAAAUUCAUAUUACCUGAAAAGGUUCUCAGUCUACCCUUGUUCUGCUACUUAUUACUCAGUAUUAAUGGAGAUAGUUUAAUCUUAGCACUGUGACAACACUGGAAAAAGGAAUAUGACAGGGUUCAAAGCUCUCUGUCUGGGCCUGAUUUGUGUUCUCUUUGCCAUUCAUAUUCAUGUACCCAUACCAAGCAACAUUGAAGAACGCUGGAAAGUAAUGGCCUUGGAUGCAGUUGCUAGAAUGUGUACAUUUAUGGGUAUAUGUUUUGAAAAUAUAGGUAUUAUGACAUAUGAAGAGUUUAUUUCUAUGAUAUUCAGGCUGGAUUAUAUCCAACCACUCUCAGAUGAACACAUCACAGUGACGGAUACGGUGUUUGCUGAUGUUCCAGUACGUUUGUAUUUGCCAAAGAGAAAGUCAGAAACCCCAAGACGAGCUGUAAUCUAUAUUCAUGGUGGUGCUUACUGUUUUGGAAGUUUCAAGCAGACGGGUUUUGACUCCCUCAACAGAUGGACAGCCAACAAACUCGAUGCCGUUGUUGUAGCAGUGGACUAUAGACUAGCUCCCCAACACCGCUCUCCAGCUCAGUUUGAAGACAGCAUCGCUGUAGUCAAGUUUUUAUUUCAGGAUGAAAUUCUUACAAAAUAUGGAGUGGAUCCCACCCGAAUAUGUAUUUCAGGAGACAGUGCUGGAGGCAGGUUAGCCACAGCAGUGACGCAGCAGGUGCAGAAUGAUCUUGAAAUAAAACAUAAAAUCAAGGUACAAGCUUUACUUUAUCCUCACUUACAGAUAAUUGAUUCAUAUUUGCCAUCUCUCAGAGAAAGUGAAAACAGUAUAGUUGUGACACGGGAAUUAGCCAUAAAACUAUUGGGUUUAUAUCUCAGUGAGGAUAAAACAUUGCCCGAGGCAAUGAAAAGAAACCAAUAUAUGCCUCUGGAAUCAGGACAUUUGUUCAAGUUUGUUAACUGGAGCAUUCUCUUACCCAAGAAAUACAAGAAGGACCAUGUUUAUACAGAACCAAUUUUUGGAAGAACUAAUUAUUCGAUGCCAGCACUUAUGGAUGUCAGAGUAUCACCAUUGUUGGCCAGUGAUUCCCAGCUACAGAAUUUGCCAUUAACCUACAUUCUGACCUGUCAAUAUGAUAUUUUGAGAGAUGAAGGACUUAUGUAUGUGUCAAGACUUCAAAAUGUUGGAGUUCAAGUUGCUCAUGAACAUAUUGAGGAUGGAUUCCAUGGAGCCUUAUCAUUUAUGACACGACCUCUGUAUUUACAUCUAGGUCUCAGGAUAAGAGAUAUGUAUAUUAGUUGGCUGGAUAGUAAUUUAUAAGAUAUAUACAACCAUCACUUAGUUGGUUGUAAUUAGUGAUAUUUUGUAGUUGUAGUGCAAAGAACAAUGUCAUUUUUGUUGUCUAAAUCUAUAUUUGAAUCAGUUGUUAUAAUACUGCUUAUCCUUGAACUAGUAAAUUUUUUGACUCAAAAAAACCUGCAUAUGUCAAAUGUUUAUAAUCCUGUCUAUUUUGCAUUACUUAUAGUUAUUAUAAAUAUGUUUGUCUGAAUAGAGACGAAUGUUUACUGGAAAGUUACAGAAGACAAUUCUAGGCAAGCACAGAAAUUGUAGUAAUAAAUGGGAAGAGAAAAAUAAGGGAAAAAAUGCAAAGUAAUUGUAUUAGUUUCCCAUGGCUGUUACUACAAACUUUGUGGCUUAAAACGACAAAAAUAUAUUCUCUUAGAUGUACUGGGUCUGACGUCCAAUAUUAGUAUCACUGGGCCAAAAUUAAGGCACUGGCAAGAGACAUGCUCACUCUGAAGGUUCUACAUGCUGCACCCUUUGCACUGUCAUUCAAAAAUACCCCCUUUUUAAUCCCCAUAUAAGGUAACAUUCAAAGGGAUCAGGCUUUAGGUAUUUUGAGGAGGCUUUUUUUAAACAUUUCAGUCAAAUUUUAUUUUUUAAAAAGCAACACAUCAAUGUUAUAAUUCAACUUAUCUAAAUAUGCAUUUGGCAAUGUGGUACAUAGUGAAAAAAAUUCUGCAAACACCCUCAAACAUAUCAUCUCAAAAUACCCAGUAAGUAAAUCACGUCUGCAAGCCUUUUGUUAACUGGACUCAUAUAACUAAAAUUGAAUAUUUAUUGGUGUGAAAAAUAUGUGUAACACAGUAGUAUGAAUCUUGGGUAUUGAGCAUAAUUGAUUGAAACAAGCUAAGAAGUUAAAAAUAAAAAGGUGGAAAAAGCGAGUGUGUGGGGGAGUGUG
This is a messenger RNA of Phyllostomus hastatus (greater spear-nosed bat), 2410 nucleotides long. It is a transcript of the gene AADACL2, whose product is annotated as arylacetamide deacetylase like 2. The record is from RefSeq and is a predicted model, not a curated record. The coding region runs from base 280 to 1488 and encodes 402 amino acids. The transcript is spliced from 5 exons. Gene Ontology annotation, molecular function: carboxylic ester hydrolase activity. Gene Ontology annotation, cellular component: membrane. NCBI's taxonomy places the organism in Eukaryota, Metazoa, Chordata, Mammalia, Chiroptera, Phyllostomidae.